Messenger RNA from Colletotrichum graminicola M1.001, 1395 nucleotides. RefSeq names its product farnesyl-diphosphate farnesyltransferase. The coding region runs from base 1 to 1395 and encodes 464 amino acids. NCBI's taxonomy places the organism in Eukaryota, Fungi, Ascomycota, Sordariomycetes, Glomerellales, Glomerellaceae. The record is from RefSeq and is a predicted model, not a curated record. The transcript has 4 exons. Gene Ontology annotation, molecular function: squalene synthase [NAD(P)H] activity. Gene Ontology annotation, cellular component: endoplasmic reticulum membrane. Gene Ontology annotation, biological process: ergosterol biosynthetic process; farnesyl diphosphate metabolic process.
AUGGGUGUCAUCUUCUACCUCCUUCACCCGAACCAGCUCCGUUCCAUCAUUCAAUGGAAGGUCUGGCACGAGCCUGUUCACCGCCGCGACCCCUCCAAGGAGGACCCUACCCUGAGGGCAUGCUUCGAACACCUCAACAAGACGAGCCGCAGUUUCUCCGCUGUCAUACAGGAGCUCAACCCCGAGCUGCUGGUCCCCGUCUGCCUGUUCUACCUCGUCCUGCGCGGCCUCGACACCAUCGAAGAUGACAUGACGCUCAGCAUCGAGGAGAAGGAGCCGCUGCUGCGCGAGUUCGACCAGUACAUGGUGAAGGAUGGCUGGACAUUCACCAAGAACGGCCCUAAUGAGAAGGACCGUGAUCUGCUCGUGCACUUUGACGAUGUCAUCACCGAGCUGAAGAAGAUCAAGAAGCCCUACUUCGACGUCAUCAAGGACAUCACCAUCAAGAUGGGCAACGGCAUGGCCGACUACGCAAAGAACGCCGCCUUCAACGAGCAAGGCGUCGCCACCAUCAAGGAGUACGAGCUGUACUGCCACUACGUCGCCGGCCUCGUCGGUGACGGCCUCACCCGUCUCUUCGUCGAGGGCAACAUGGCCAACCCCAAGCUCCUCGAGCGCCCCGAGCUCACCGAGUCCAUGGGCCAGUUCCUGCAAAAGACAAACAUCAUCCGCGACGUCCACGAGGACUACCUCGACAAGCGCCGCUUCUGGCCCAAGGACAUCUGGAGCAAGCACGUCGACACCUGGGACGACCUAUUCAAGCCCGAGAACCAGCGCAAGGCCCUCGAGUGCAGCUCCGAGAUGGUCCUCAACGCCCUCAAGCACACCGAGGAGUGCCUCUUCUACAUGGCCGCCAUCAAAGACCAGAGCGUCUUCAACUUCGUCGCCAUCCCCCAGAGCAUGGCCAUUGCCACGCUAGAGCUCGUCUUCCGCAACCCCGCCAUCUUCAACAGCCACAUCAAGAUCACAAAGGGCGACGCCUGCCAGCUCAUGUCAGAGUCAACACAGAACCUCUACGUUGUGUGCGAGGUUUUCAGGAGAUACAUCCGCAAGAUCCACAAGAAGAACGACCCGCGCGACCCCAACUUUGUGCAGAUCAGCGUGCAAUGCGCCAAGAUUGAACAAUUCAUCGACACACUGUUCCCGAAACAGGACCCCAAAAUGCUCGGAGGAUCGGCGAAACAGAAAGAGCGGGGCCAGCCCGGCAUGGACCCAGGCGAAGCCUUCGUAUUGGGUGGCUUGGUCCUGUUGACCCUCUUUUUGCUUUCUGGUCUUAUGAUCGGAACUGCCUGGUUCUUUGGUGCGCGCUUCGACUCGCUCUGGAAAACGGACGGCGUUUACUGGCCCAGCACGGAGCCCGGCUCGGCGCAGCCGAUUGCCCACAAGGAGCUCUAA